UUAUCGGUUUGUUUACCAGUGCUUAUUUUCUCGGUCCCCAACGGCUGCGGGCUGGCUAUAGCUCUGUGUACGUACCUGAGCUAGGGAUUCUUUAGGGGGCUGGGCCUAGCUGAUAGAUGCCAAAAAGACGUCAUUCAAGGCCGUUUUGCCAACAAGCUUUGGUGGCAGGGGCGGGAGAGACACGGGCCUGGACGUUGUCAGGGGUUGGGCUGCUAAGGUUUGCAGGGGUCCGCGGAACGGGAAGUCUGGGGCCACCAGACAAUCCAAUAUCAGUGCCUGGAGGUGCUUGCGGCAUCGCGAAGGCAGCACGACAUAUGCAAGCUCGCAUCAAGGUCUCUUGCUACUAACUAUCUUCACAAGGGUUGUUUAUUAUAUACAGAAGGGGGCGCUUGGCUUUGGUUCACCGAAAUCGCCAUUCCAUGUCUUAUCAG
Messenger RNA from Colletotrichum acutatum, 431 nucleotides. RefSeq lists its product as uncharacterized. The record is from RefSeq and is a predicted model, not a curated record. Lineage: Eukaryota; Fungi; Ascomycota; Sordariomycetes; Glomerellales; Glomerellaceae. The transcript has a single exon. Bases 117 to 347 code for a protein of 76 amino acids.